Molecule: messenger RNA, 372 nt
Organism: Paraphaeosphaeria sporulosa
Lineage: Eukaryota; Fungi; Ascomycota; Dothideomycetes; Pleosporales; Didymosphaeriaceae
Exons: 1
Coding region: 1-372 (123 amino acids)
Source: RefSeq, a predicted model, not a curated record
AUGGCCAGAUAUGAUGGCACUGCGGGGAGUGCGCUUAGGGUUGUCAUGGGGCUUGUUAAUUCGUGUGACGAUUCAAAAGUGGCGUUUGAUGUGCUGAGGGAGGUUGUGGACGAGAAAAAGAGGCUGGCGGAUACCAACCUAGGGGAGUUAUUGAGCGCAGCCCUAGAGGAGCGGGAGAGGAAUGUGAAAGACACGCUGGAAGGGGCGGAAAGGCAGAUUGUAGUGCGAAGCGGCGAAGCUAGUGAGGGCGCGCUGGACUUCUGGGUGAGAUGGAAGGGGGACUUGGAAGUGGAGAUCGGGCGGGUUGAUGAGGAGAGGCAGAUAUUGGACAUGAGGUUGAAGGAAAUGCUGAGAGCGAGCAGGACGGGUUGA